This is a messenger RNA of Cetraspora pellucida, 207 nucleotides long. Lineage: Eukaryota; Fungi; Glomeromycota; Glomeromycetes; Diversisporales; Gigasporaceae. The record is from the annotation of a GenBank genome assembly.
AUGAUUUCUAGCAUCCUGGAAGAUAAAAAUAACAUGAUUAGUAGUCUCAGUGUAAUUGUUGAAAUUGAUGAGACUAAAAUGGAUAAGAGUAAAAGAAAGUAUCAUCAAGAUUAUUGGGUUGAUAGGACUACUAAUACAUUACUUGAAGUUAUAUUUCAGCAUGUUUUAGAAGGCUCUAUCAUGUAUACAAAUGUGGCAAGGAUAUAA